Molecule: messenger RNA, 286 nt
Organism: Phytomonas sp. EM1
Lineage: Eukaryota; Euglenozoa; Kinetoplastea; Trypanosomatida; Trypanosomatidae
Source: the annotation of a GenBank genome assembly
UAAGGCAGGACAAAUUCACACGUGAGCCGAUCCCAAAAUGCCCCGCGAGAUCAAAAACCUGAAGGAGUUCCUUGCCAUCUGCUCCCGCAAGGACGCCCGUUGCGUGAAGGUGAAGCACAACCCGAAGGUCUCCAAGUUUAAGGUCCGCUGCAGCCGCUACCUCUACACCCUCGUCGUGGCGGAUAAGAAGAAGGCUGACAAGAUCGAGCGCUCCAUUCACCCGUCUGUGAAGAAGAUCACCGUAACGGCGCGCAGCCACGCGAAGACGAACUCCAGCACCAAGUAA